CAGUCUCUCGGUUUCUUUGGUGGAGGAAGGUUGUGCCACGUUCCCACUCGACCGUUUAAAUCGCCUGAGGCGUGAGACUCGCUUCAAAGAUGGCGGAGGACAGAGCACAGGCAAAACUGCCCUACCCAAGGUCGGCCUUCUUCGUUCUGGUCGGAUACCUGCUGGAACGUUUCGUCUACUAUGGGCUCUUCGGCGGCGCCGUCUUCUACAUGCAGAGGAUGCUGGGCUUCACCUCGUCCUCGGCCUCCACAGUCAAGGCGGUCAUGGAGGGCCUCAUUUAUUUGGCUCCCAUCGCUGGCGCCGUUUUGGCCGACACCUAUCUGGGAAAAGCAAGAACGGUGCUCAUAAUGUGCUGUGGAUAUACCAUAGGCGCCGCCAUCUUUACACUCUCAUCAGUCACGCCAAUAAUGAGCACCAUCACAGCUGCCAAAUUCACUGGUAUCAUCGGUCUCCUGGUGCUUGGCAUCUGUGCGGGAUUAAUGAAAGCUGUCUAUUCUUCUCUGGGCGCUGACCAGUUCAAAGUACCAGAACAGAGAGAGGAGCAAAAGAGAUACUUCUAUGCCUUCUACUGGAUGAUCAACGCGGGGGCUUUCGUCGGUCAAUUCAUGACUGCCCAGAUCCGAGAUUCAGUGCAAUGCUUCGGAGACGAUUGCUAUUUUCUGCCAUUCGCCAUCUUAGUAGGCUUUAUGGUUUGCUCCACAGUAAUAUUUGCAGCUGGUCGAUCACGAUACAUCGAGGCCCCUCCGGAUACAAUGUUGAUCAAUGCCAUCAAGUGCGCAGGGUAUGCUAUACGUAAAUCAUGGGAUAAACAUGAUCGCAAGCCUGUAGAUCACUGGCUUGACCGCUCCAAAGAGAAAUACGACAGUAAAUUAAUCAAGGAUGUGAAAAUUACUUGCCGUGUUCUUCUCCUCUUUUGUACAUAUCCCAUCUUUUGGGCCUUAUUCUACCAAACUUCGACUGGUAUGAUCUUCCAGGCUAAACGUCUUGAUGGCCUUGUAGGCACAUACCGUAUCCCACCAGAGAUGUCAUCUUCAAUCAAUCCUUUGCUGAUUCUGACACUUAUUCCUCUGUUUGAUCUGGUCAUUUACCCCUGUUUUGACCGCGCUGCUUUCCUGACGACAGUGACAUCCAGAAUGAUUGCUGGCAUGUGUUUUGCGGUCUCCUCCUUUAUUGUAUAUGCCAUUGUUAAUGUACAGGUUGAGCAGACUCUUAUUUUACCAGACCAUGCUCGCAUCCAUAUCUACAAUGCGUUGCCUUGUGAAGCCAAUAUCCAGCUGCCUAACUUUAACGCCGUUUUGGAAACAGGAGGACAGGUGGCUGUUCCUGAUUUCUUGACCACAAAUGCCCAGGAAAUCAAGGCCAACAUCGAACCCACAUGCCCAACUCCAGACAUGUCUGAUGUAACUGUAGUAACCUUAGGAGGUCAUGAAACUACACUGCUGUUAUCGCCAGUUGGAGCAAAAUCAUUACCACCAACUCUUGAGUAUAUCAAGAGUGAAGACGCUGAGGCAAAGGUGCGCAUAUUAACCACAACGCCAGAUGCUGAGAACGUCACAUUAAAGUAUGAUACCCUGGUACAACAAUUUCAGGUGAAAGAUGGAAUGACUCUAUUCCAAACCAUUAGCCCCCAAGAGUACAAGGUCUACCUGGGAGAAGUUGAAGUAGGUGAUUCUCCGAUACACCAGGAUGGUGUUUACGAUGUUGUUUUGACUGAAACGUCUCUGUUUGUGUUCCCAGUUACAAAACCUGCUUCGGUUCAUAUGUUGUGGCUCAUCCCUCAGUAUUUGCUCCUGACGAUUGGUGAAGUUCUAUUCUCAGUAUCUGGUAUGGACUUUGCCUACUCAGAAGCUCCGACAGCUAUGAAGUCCGUUCUUCAGGCUGCUAACCUCUUCACAAUCACUGUAGGCCUAUGGCUAUUUGCUGGCCUGACAAGUCUGAGCUCUGCCACAGGUGCGUUCCAGCACCGAGCCUCUCAAGAAGCCCUUCUUUAUGCGGGUCUUAUGGCAGCCAACACGGUCAUAUUUGUUCUUCUCCUACGAUGGUACAAUAGAGUGCCAAAGGACGACGGAGAAGAAGCAAAUACUGUGGAAGAAAAUGAAGACAAACAGCCGCGAGCAAUGGCAGCUGACAACAAAGCAUUUGUUGAGGAUGAUGCAGUGUAGGGUAAUGAGAUUUUGGUUGCAUUUAAGGAAUUCAAAUGAAAGACAAUGCAUUCACGAAAUGUGAUAUAUAUGCAUUACCUACCUAUUUUAGGUGUCUAGACUGAUAUACUGCAGUGUGUAUACACAUACUACAUGUGUGUAGGGGUAGUAUAUCACUCGAAUUUUCUGUGAUACAAGGAUAAGGUGUUACGAGAAAAGAUGGAAAUAUAGGACCAAUCACUUUGUUUUAUCAGCAUUUCACAAGUCCUUUUCCAUCAAGACCCUGACUAGAGAAGCAGCAGUACAGGAAAGUGUACCAGGCUAUUGACAAAUGGUUUUAUGUCAGGCUUAAAAAUUUAGUUAUGUUCACGUUACGAAUAAUAGUAUCUAACUUUAGACAUCUUGCCGUAAUAUCCAUGCGAAGUGUUGGUAAACAUAGCCCUUGGUGAGUAUUCCCAAGUCAAAAUUACUUAUGCAUUUACGGUAUAUGCAAAUAUCAUUGCUAUGUGCAUGCUAUAAUUGGUAGGCAUUUCAUUUUUAGGAAGUAUUUCCAAAUAUAUAUUUUGCUAUUUUUUUUUACAAAUAUCAAUAAACUAUUUAAUGAUUGUAAGGCACAUAAGAAAGAAGGGAUAGUUUUGCAAAAAUUCUUUGGAAACUGUUUUUGAAGUACUGUCCCCAUUAUUUGCGUAAAGAUAUGUAAAUGUGCAUUGAAGCUGUAAAACAGCUUCGUACCAUAUGUAUUUGUUAUUUCAUACUGUUUGUAUUUUUGGCCAUCCAACUGGUGUAUAUACGUAUAUAGUAUAAACUUCACAUUUUACUAUCAUCACUAAAAGACUUAUAAAAUGAAUACAGUAUUACGGAAAUGUAUAUAUUUUACAUGUUCUACAAUAAAAAGUAAA
Molecule: messenger RNA, 3040 nt
Organism: Macrobrachium nipponense
Lineage: Eukaryota; Metazoa; Arthropoda; Malacostraca; Decapoda; Palaemonidae
Product: peptide transporter family 1-like
Exons: 6
Coding region: 90-2162 (690 amino acids)
Biological process (GO): dipeptide import across plasma membrane
Cellular component (GO): plasma membrane
Molecular function (GO): dipeptide transmembrane transporter activity
Source: RefSeq, a predicted model, not a curated record